GCUGAAGAAAGACGUCAGAUAUUUUUACUCAGGACCAAGAACCAAAGAUGGAAUCAUGGACUUUGCUAAUCGAGUCGGAGGGCCGCUGAUUCGACCUCUGAACAGUCUGCAACUCUUCCAACACGCCAUGAACCGCCAUGAUGUCAUGUUUGUUUACGUUGGAGCCACAUCACAGCUGAAGGGAAACUACACAUCAGCAGCAGAAGAGCUGAUCGUCCACACCUUCUUCUUCUCCUCUUCCAGAGAUGUCCUGCCGAAGGUGGUGUCCCUGCCAUCCCUGCCAGCCGUGGUGGUUUUUAAAGAUGGGACUUUCUUCACGUUUGAUGAGGAACGUGACGGAGACCUGAAGUCGUGGAUCAACAGAGAACGUUUCCCAAACUUCUUCAGGAUCGACAGCUACACCCUGUACGCCAUGGGAGACUCAGGUAACCUCACCUGUCCUCUGUCCCCACCUGUCCUCUGUCCUCAUGUGUCCCCACCUGUCCCCACCUGUCCUCCAUCCUCACCUGUCCUCUGUGCUCAUGUGUCCCCACCUGUCCCCACCUGUCCUCUGUCCCCACCUGUCCUCUUUCCUCACCUGUCCCCACCUGUCCCCACCUGUCCUCACCUGUCCCCACCUGUCCUCUGUCCUCACUUGUCCUCAACUGUCCCCACCUGUCCCUACCUGUCCUCACCUAAGGAGACGUGUCUCUGA
Messenger RNA from Epinephelus moara (kelp grouper), 694 nucleotides. RefSeq names its product protein disulfide-isomerase TMX3-like. Gene Ontology annotation, molecular function: protein disulfide isomerase activity. The transcript has 6 exons. Gene Ontology annotation, biological process: peptidyl-cysteine oxidation. NCBI's taxonomy places the organism in Eukaryota, Metazoa, Chordata, Actinopteri, Perciformes, Serranidae. The record is from RefSeq and is a predicted model, not a curated record. The annotation marks the transcript as partial. Gene Ontology annotation, cellular component: endoplasmic reticulum.